Molecule: messenger RNA, 2844 nt
Organism: Pyrus x bretschneideri (Chinese white pear)
Lineage: Eukaryota; Viridiplantae; Streptophyta; Magnoliopsida; Rosales; Rosaceae
Product: probable LRR receptor-like serine/threonine-protein kinase At4g37250
Exons: 2
Coding region: 316-2661 (781 amino acids)
Biological process (GO): protein phosphorylation
Molecular function (GO): ATP binding; receptor serine/threonine kinase binding; protein kinase activity
Source: RefSeq, a predicted model, not a curated record
UUCAAUGUUGAGCAUGGCAGGGAGAUGAGGCAAGAAUCCAAACGGUGAAAGCAUUUAAUCAGCAGCUGCAACAGCUGAACAGCUGAAGCAGAUUAUCAGCUGUUGCAAAAAACACAGAGCAUAUUGGUACCAAUCUUGUGAACUGUUCAUCCCAACACCCACUUUUUCCCCAUAAUAUUUAACAACUCCUCCCUCUCACAUGGCCUCACUUUUCCCAUAAAUUAUUAAAUCUCGCUCCUCUCUCUUUCUCUCUCUAUACUCUAUCUAUCUGUGUUUUCUAGAGAGAGAAAUGUGGGAUUCCAGUGCAGAAACAUCAUGAGCUCCCAAAGCCUCCAUUUUUUACCAUGCUUUCUUCUUCUUCUUCUCUCGGUCCAAUCUUCUGCUCUCGACAGAGAUGGACUUAUCUUACUUUCUUUCAAGUUCUCUAUCCUCCGAGACCCUCAGUCCGUUCUUGCAACCUGGAAUUCGUACGACGAGACGCCGUGUUCAUGGAGAGGCGUCGUUUGCGCGGCGCCGCCAACACUAUCGUCGGAAAACUACCCAAGAGUCGUAGGUUUGAAUCUUCCCAACUCUCAGCUUCUGGGUUCCAUCCCUGCCAACCUUGGCAUGAUCGAACACCUUCAAAGUCUCGAUCUUUCCAACAAUUCCCUCAACGGGUCGCUCCCACAGUCGCUCUUCAACGCCACGAAGCUUCGGGUUCUUGAUUUGUCGUACAAUUUAAUCUCCGGCGAGUUGCCUGACGCGGUGUCGCAGCUCACCAACCUCCAGAGUCUCAACCUCUCCGACAAUGCCUUGGCGGGAAAAUUGCCCAUCAAUCUGUCCUCACUGCCCUCUCUAACGAUCAUUUCUUUGAAGAAUAAUCAUUUCUCCGGCGGCCUUCCCAGCGGGUUCGAAUCCGUUCAGGUUUUGGAUCUGUCUUCGAAUCUGAUCAACGGCUCCCUGCCGUCUGAUUUCGGCGGCAACAGUCUGAGUUACUUAAACGUCUCCCACAACGGAAUUUCCGGGAAAAUCCCACCGCAAUUUUCUGAGAGAAUUCCAGGUGACGCCAAAACCGACCUAUCUGUCAACAAUCUCACCGGUGAACUCCCGGAAUCUCAGGUGUUCUUGAACCAAGAAACUGGGUCUUUUACCGGCAAUCCUGAUCUGUGUGGCCCACCGACCAAGAACCCAUGUCCGAUUCCUUUUUCUCCUUCCUCUCCUUCCUCUUCACCCAAUGCUUCGUCUCCGAAUUCUCCUCCGGCAAUUGCUGCAAUUCCCAGGAACCCAGAAGCCGUUUCGCCGAUGUCUGCAAAUGAGCAUUCACAGCAGAGCCAGACCGGGCUCAGACCGGCCGCCAUUGUCGGAAUUGUAGCCGGCGACAUAGCCGGAAUCGGAAUCCUAGUGCUGAUUUUCCUGUACAUUUACAGAUUGAAGAAGAAGAAGAGAACCAAGGCCGAGAUCACAGCAACGCUGAAGAAAGAAGCUAAUACGAAUUCAACGCCGGUAGUCAACGACUGGUCGUCUUCCUCGUCAGAAUCGAAAGGGUUCACCAGAUGGUCGUGCUUGAGAAAGCGAGGCGAAGACGAAGACAGCUCCGACACGACAGCCUCCGACUCCGAAGAACAUCAGACGGAGCAGAAUCCCCAAAAGAGUCACGAAAUCAAACGGCAGCAAGAGCAGGAGAAGAGCAAAGGCGGGACCUUGGUCACCGUCGAUGGCGAAAAGGAGCUAGAACUGGAGACACUGCUCAAAGCCUCGGCGUACAUUCUGGGCGCCACCGGUUCGAGCAUAAUGUACAAGGCAGUGCUCGAAGACGGAAGCUUGUUGGCAGUUCGGAGGAUCGGGGAGCAGAGUGUGGACCGGUUCAAGGAUUUCGAGAACCAAAUCAAGCUCGUGGCCAAAUUGGUUCACCCGAACCUGGUUCGAAUUCGUGGAUUCUAUUGGGGGGUUGAUGAGAAGCUCAUCAUCUAUGAUUUCGUCCCAAAUGGCAGCCUCGCAAACGCUCGUUACAGGAAGGUGGGCUCAUCGCCUUGUCAUCUACCGUGGGAAGCGAGGCUCAAGAUAGCGAAAGGGGUUGCCCGUGGGCUCGCGUACCUCCACGAGAAGAAGCACGUCCAUGGGAACCUCAAGCCUACCAACAUUCUCCUAGACGCAGACAUGGAGCCCCGGAUUGGUGAUUUUGGACUCGAGAGACUUUUGUCCGGCGACACAAGUUACAAAAUGGGUAGCUCGACAAGAAAUUUUGGAAGCAAGAGAUCAAUGACUUCGCGGGAUGGCUUUCAGGACUUUGGACUAGGACCUAGUCCAGGUCCAAGUCCGAGCCCUAGCUCCAUGGGCACAUCGCCUUAUCAUUGCCCUGAGUCACUUCGGAGCCUAAAGCCCAACCCAAAGUGGGAUGUGUACUCAUUUGGGGUGAUAUUGCUUGAGCUGCUAACCGGGAAAGUUGUGGUUGUGGAUGAGGCAGGGCUUGGAGUGGAUGAUAGCUGCAAGGCCUUAAGGAUGGCAGAUAUGGCAAUUAGAGGUGAAUUGGAGGGCAAAGAGGAGGCCUUGUUGUCCUUGUUCAAGUUAGGGUACAAUUGUGCGUCGCCUGUCCCACAAAAGAGACCAACAAUGAAAGAAGCCCUACAAGUCCUGGGGAAAUUCCCAUCUUCUCCUUCAUCAUCAUAUUAUUGUGCCCCUUAAGUUGUAGAGAGAGAUGUAUGUAUGAUUGACCAAUAAUUUUUUGUUUUAUUUUAUUUUAUUUUUCAGUAUGAAUCCAUCUGUUUUUGAGAUUAUUGGAUUGGUGCUUGUAGUAAGUUUAAGUGUUGAUUAGCUAAUAAUUAAUCUUCAUUAGUCAAUAAGAUGCACCUUGAAAUUGUUGGCCAA